AUGGCUACCUCUAGAGCUCAUCAGUCCGUCUCGCCAACUUCCAAGGUUGCGCUCACCAAUGUCCGAGUAUUUGAUGGCGAAAGAGUGGGCAAGCCUCAGACGGUUGUCAUUGACGGAGGCGUAAUCGGCGAUGAUGCAACCGGUGCUCGUGAAAUUGACGGCAACGGUGGUAUACUCCUUCCUGGGUUUAUUGAUUCUCACGUUCAUAUCACUACAGAGGACAAUCUGCAACGAUUGACCCGGUAUGGAGUCACCACCGCGUUUGAUAUGGCCACCUAUUCGCUUGAGCAUCUAAACUCUGUUCGUGGGAAACCUGGGUUGACGGAUAUCCUCACCGCUGGUAUAUCUGCGACUUCGUCCGACGGCCACCAUGUCAAGAUUCCGAAUCGCCCUCCUGGGAUCGUGGAUAACGCAGAGGCCGCGGAUCAGUUCAUUCUUGAUCGCAUCUCUGAUGGGGUGGACUACAUUAAGAUACUUGCCGAUAUUCCUGGUCCCGACCAAGCGACGCUCAACGCCCUAGUUCAUGCGGCUCACAAGCACAACAAACUCGUCAUUGCCCAUGCUGUCACCUAUGCCGCAACCAGAAUGGCAAUGGAGGCGAAAGUUGAUUUUCUCACUCACGCGCCCGCUGACAAGGCCAUGACCACUGCAGACAUCCAGUGUAUGGUUGAUGAAAAACGCAUGUCAAUCCCGACUUUGACAAUCAUGGAAAUGGUCGCGCAAAGACGUCCAGGUGCAAAAUACGACAAUAUUCGCUCAUCUGUACGCGACAUGCACCGUGCGGGAGUCCCCAUCCUUGCCGGUACGGACGCAAACACGGUUAAGGGCGUUCCUGCAAAUGUGUCUCAUGGUGAUAGUUUCCACCAUGAAUUAGAGCUCCUUGUCGAUGCUGGACUCACACCUGUGGAGGCCUUGCGGGCGGCUACUAUCUUGCCAGCCAAGUUCUUCGGCUUACACGACCGGGGUGUCAUUGAGCCUGGCCGCCGGGCAGACCUAGUUUUGAUAUCUGGGGAUCCAACCAAUGACAUUACUGCCACCCGUUCAAUCCAAAGGGUCUUCUGUGGUGGUUUUGAGUAUAAAUUACCCGCACAAUAA
Molecule: messenger RNA, 1095 nt
Organism: Penicillium odoratum
Lineage: Eukaryota; Fungi; Ascomycota; Eurotiomycetes; Eurotiales; Aspergillaceae
Product: amidohydrolase family protein
Exons: 1
Coding region: 1-1095 (364 amino acids)
Molecular function (GO): hydrolase activity, acting on carbon-nitrogen (but not peptide) bonds
Source: RefSeq, a predicted model, not a curated record